Molecule: messenger RNA, 1133 nt
Organism: Saprolegnia diclina VS20
Lineage: Eukaryota; Oomycota; Saprolegniomycetes; Saprolegniales; Saprolegniaceae
Exons: 11
Coding region: 40-1005 (321 amino acids)
Molecular function (GO): protein binding
Source: RefSeq, a predicted model, not a curated record
GGUGCAUCGACGUGCCAACACAACCCAGCAAGCCUGCAGAUGAGCGAUCUCUACGACGCUGCCAAGCGCGGCGACCUUGAGGGCGUGCGCGCGCUUCUGGCUGAAGGCGUCGACCCGAACCGCCGCUUCAACGACGGCUACACGGCGCUGCACUGGGCAGCAUACGAGGGCCACGACAGGGUCAUCGAUCUCCUCCUCCGCCGUGGCGCCCGCGUCGACAUCACGAACGACUUUGGCAACACACCGCUGCAUUGGGCGGCGUGGGGUGGCCGCGUCCAAGCAGCGAUCUUGUUGCUGGACACAGGCGCCAACAUUGGCCGGCAAAACAACGACGGCGACACGCCACUGCACUUUGCAGCGCGGGAAGACCGAGCCGCAGUAGUGCGCCUUCUCCUGAAUCGCGAGGCCGAUGUGAACCUGCGCAACCACGCGGGGCACGCGGCGUACGCUCUGGCAUUCGAGAGAGGACACGCCAGUAUCCUUCGCCUCCUCGACCAGCACCCCGGGGACCCCUGCGCGCUCUACGACGCGGCCAAGAAGGGCCAGACGGACCGCGUCGGCGCGCUGCUCGGCAGCGGCGUGCACCCAGACGUGCGCAUGGAGGACAACAACACGCCACUGCACUGGGCCGCUUGGGAAGGCCACGAAGCCGUUGUGCGACUUCUUCUCGAGCAUGGCGCGACCGUCGACAGCGAAAACCGGUAUGGCAACACACCGCUGCAGUGGGCGUCGUGGGGCGGCCAAGAUCGUGCCGUGCAGCUCCUUGUCGAUGCCUACGCCAACAUCAACCACCCUGGCGACGGUGGGUGCACCGCCUUGCACCGUGCGGCUCACCACGACCGCCCGCGCGUGACCGAGCUGCUCCUGCAGUUCAACGCCGACAAGGACCGAAUGGACCACCACCACCGGACGGCCCGCAUGAUUGCACUUGCGAAUGGUUUUGCCAACGUCGUCGAGGUCCUCGAUAGCUACCCACGCGGCCGACGCGAUCCUGGUGGACGUUAACUGCCUACAUUUCGCUGCAGCCACAACGUUUGGAACGGUGUAGACCAGCAAUGUAUACUUGCACUAUAUUAUGAUCAUCGGUUGAGACACAAUGGGCCAAUCACAGAAGACUGGUUUGCAAUCUUCGG